GUCGAUGAGCUCCCGCGAUCGGAGAGCAAAAGCAGCGUCGCUGACCUGCUCUACGGCUUCUUUCGAUUCUACAGUGAGGAGUUUGACUGGUCGCAGAAUGCCGUGUGCAUACGUGAAGGCAGGCCUGGUGCGGUCGUCGACAAGUUCAACCUAAGCACCAAAACGUACUACGAGCAGUG
Molecule: messenger RNA, 179 nt
Organism: Symbiodinium sp. CCMP2456
Lineage: Eukaryota; Dinophyceae; Suessiales; Symbiodiniaceae
Source: the annotation of a GenBank genome assembly